AGCGCGUACAGUCUGGGGCUCCCGAGGCGUCUUCUCGUGCGAUCUGGGGCGCGCAGGGCGGGGAGAGCGGUCCGGGGCCCCUGCUCUCGGCGCCGGAGGUCGAAAGCCAGUGGGUCGCCGCCGCCCGAUAGGAGAGCGCUCUCGAGAGCAGUGGGAGGAAGGAGCGCCCGCUCGCCGCCUCCCCGGCGCUUGCUCUCCCGGCUCAGAGGUUUGCGGGCUGCUCCUCCCACCCGCGCCAGGCUCCUCGCUCGCUGGAGCCGGUUUCCAAGCCCCGCCGUACGCCCAAGCGAGUGCAGGGCGAGGGGCCCCGGGGCCAGCCCGAGCCGGGGUGGGGGUCCGGGCAGCGCACAGCCGGCCGGGGAGGGGCCAUGUCCGGCGCGGGCGCAGCGGGGCCCGUCUGCAGCAAGUGACUGAGCAGCGUGGACGCCGCUGCCCCCCUCCGCCACCUGGGGCGGCGCGGGCCCCGGUGCCCGGAGCCCGGUGCCCGGCCCGCGCGGAGAGCCAGCGCGAUGCACGUGCGCUCGCUGCGCGCCGCGGCGCCCUCCAGCUUCGUGGCGCUCUGGGUGCCUCUGCUCCUGCUGCGCGCCGCCCUGGCCGACUUCAGCCUGGACAACGAGGUGCACUCGAGCUUUAUCCACCGGCGCCUCCGUAGCCAGGAGCGGCGGGAGAUGCAGCGCGAGAUCCUCUCCAUCUUGGGCUUGCCCCACCGCCCGCGCCCACACCUCCAGGGCAAGCACAACUCGGCCCCCAUGUUCAUGUUGGACCUGUACAAUGCCAUGGCGGUGGAGGAGGGCGGCGGGGCCGACGGCCAGGGCUUCUCCUACCCCUACAAGGCGGUCUUCAGCACCCAGGGCCCCCCUCUGGCCAGCCUGCAAGAUAGCCACUUCCUCACCGACGCGGACAUGGUCAUGAGCUUCGUCAAUCUCGUGGAACACGACAAGGAGUUCUUCCAGCCACGAUACCACCACCGCGAGUUCCGGUUUGAUCUCUCCAAGAUCCCAGACGGAGAAGCUGUGACCGCGGCUGAAUUCCGAAUCUACAAAGACUAUGUCCGGGAGCGCUUUGAUAACGAGACGUUCCGGAUCAGCGUUUACCAGGUGGUACAGGAGCACUCGGGCAGGGAUUCCAACCUGUUCCUCCUGGACAGCCGUACCCUCUGGGCCACGGAGGAGGGCUGGCUGGUAUUCGACAUCACGGCCACCAGCAACCACUGGGUGGUCAACCCACGGCACAACCUAGGCCUGCAGCUCUCAGUGGAGACUCUGGACGGGCAGAGCAUCAACCCUAAGUUGGCGGGUCUGAUUGGGCGGCACGGGCCCCAGAACAAACAGCCCUUCAUGGUGGCCUUCUUCAAGGCCACGGAGGUCCACCUUCGCAGCGUCCGCUCUGCUGGAGGCAAGCAACGCAGCCAGAAUCGCUCCAAGACGCCCAAGAACCAGGAGGCCCUGAGGAUGGUCAACGUGGCAGAAAACAGCAGCAGUGACCAGAGGCAGGCCUGUAAGAAGCACGAGCUGUACGUCAGUUUCCGUGACCUGGGCUGGCAGGACUGGAUCAUCGCUCCCGAAGGCUAUGCCGCCUACUACUGCGAGGGGGAGUGCGCCUUUCCUCUGAACUCCUACAUGAAUGCCACCAACCACGCCAUUGUGCAGACGCUGGUCCACUUCAUCAACCCCGAAACGGUGCCCAAGCCCUGCUGCGCCCCCACCCAGCUCAACGCCAUCUCGGUCCUUUACUUUGACGACAGCUCCAACGUCAUCCUGAAGAAGUACAGAAAUAUGGUGGUCCGGGCCUGCGGCUGCCACUAGGCUCUCCCAGGAGCUGGACGCUCUGGGGUCAUGUUCUUCCAGAUGGAUCCUC
Trichechus manatus latirostris (Florida manatee) is the source of this 1857-nucleotide messenger RNA. RefSeq names its product bone morphogenetic protein 7 (gene BMP7). Gene Ontology annotation, cellular component: extracellular region. The transcript is spliced from 7 exons. Gene Ontology annotation, biological process: BMP signaling pathway. Lineage: Eukaryota; Metazoa; Chordata; Mammalia; Sirenia; Trichechidae. Gene Ontology annotation, molecular function: cytokine activity; growth factor activity. The record is from RefSeq and is a predicted model, not a curated record. The coding region runs from base 510 to 1805 and encodes 431 amino acids.